AUGAGGCCCGACUUAACGCCGAUUCCGACGACGGUUCACAAGCUCAGGAUCGCGAGUCUAUCUUAUGCGUAUAUAUUUUUCAGGAAGAUGUUCAUCGGCGGUUUGAGCUGGCAAACAACGGCUGAGGGCCUUCGCGACUAUUUUGGCCGUUUCGGUGAGGUUAACGAGUGUAUGGUUAUGCGGGACCCAGCGACUAAACGGGCUAGCCAUAGCCUGUUCGCUUUCAGAGGCUUCGGGUUUAUCACAUUUGUCGAUCCGGCUAGUGUAGAUAGGGUAUUGGCUACUGAGGAGCACGAAUUAGAUGGCAAAAAGAUUGAUCCGAAGGUCGCUUUUCCAAAGAGAUCGCAAACAAAGGUAAGUUAUGCAGUGCAUUUUACAGAUGAUGAUGCCACAGAUUUUUUAUUUCAUUGUGGGGAUUUAAUUGCUCAGACAAGGGUCCAGUGA
Ostertagia ostertagi is the source of this 444-nucleotide messenger RNA. Lineage: Eukaryota; Metazoa; Nematoda; Chromadorea; Rhabditida; Trichostrongylidae. The record is from the annotation of a GenBank genome assembly.